UCCUCUUCUCUUGGCCCGCCCGCCUAUCAGCAGCAUUCUAGAGUCUACCUUACUCUCGAGUCUCUCUUGCCGCUUGCUCCAGUUCUCCUUGCCGCUUGCAAGUGGACUCGCGUCUCUGCGCCCUCAGGUCCCUAUCGACGUCCCCGCCUAAACGUCACCCAUCACUCAUCCUUUCCCAAUCAUGGCCUCCCCACUCUCUCCGCUGCUACCUCGUCUAGCUCACGCCCUGUCUCGCAUAAGCACGACGACAGCCCGUACCAUCGCAUCUCCGCCUACUCAGCCGCGAAGAGCUUCUGUAGCGCUGCUUUUGCGCGUCAGACCGUGUGCGGAGGAUGAGCAGCGUUUGAGCGAAGAGUACGAUGCGGACGGAUUACCUUUGCCUGGAAGCGAGGGGGCUAGAAUGUUGCUGGAAGGCGCAUCGGGCAUCGAUUCCGCUCGACCUGCCUCGAGUGAAGAAAAGUCGGAAUCAGCAUCGCGAUUGCAACCAUCUCAAGUCGACUUGGAUGCGAUGGCACAAAGCUCUCAGCUGGGAGAGAGCUUCACAAGCAGCUUGUUACCCGACCAAUCCACUACUUUGAGCCAGACUGCAGCUUCUGCUUUGCCCUCGGAUGCUGGUUUGGGCGCAUCGAGCUUCACCGAUGUAGGAAGUGAUGUCGACUCGAGCAGAAUCACUGCAGGUAGUGCGAAUGUGACAGAAGGUGCUAGGUCUCACCGCAACGCCGCUUCCACCUCCGCAUCAGCAUCGGCAUCGGCAUCGCAAAGGCUUUCAGCAUCCAGCACAGACGCAGGAGCAGCUGAGUCCAAGAGCACAGGCACCGCUCCAAAUGUACCUCAAACGCUCAACACCUUCUUCGAUCUGAGCUGGGUGAAACGCGGCACGCCCGAGCUGCUCUACAUCAAGCGCAGCGCUCGUCAAGGUGACAAAUGGUCGGCGCACGUCGCCUUUCCUGGAGGUAGAAGGGAGGAAGGGGACGAGAAUGGGCUGUACACUGCCAUGAGGGAGACUUGGGAAGAGGUAGGCCUGGACUUGGCCGAGUCGGAAUUUCUGAGCAUCGGACAAUUGGACGAUAGGGAAAUCACAACGAGUCUGGGCAAAAGAUUAUUGAUGGUACUCAGUCCCUACGUCUUUUUGCAGACGAGUCCUUUUAGCCCCCUGCCCGAAUUGCAGGAGACGGAAGUGGCCAGCGCUCAUUGGAUAUCUCUGGACCUGCUUUACACUCCCAAACCCAAGUGGGGCCUGACGAGCGUGGAUAUAGCUUCCAGAUUGGCGCCCAAGAGCCCCGCCGUCAGAUGGGCCUUGCGAGCGUUGGUGGGAAAGAUGGAUUUCAGAUGCAUACUGCUCCCCAAUAAGCCCGUAGCCACUGCCGAGGGCGAAGAGGAAGAUUCGGCAUUUGACAAGGACCUGGCAGAGAGUCGCAAGGAAAAGGGAGACGUAGGAGAAGGCGAUGCAGGGCAGAGGCCCGAAUUGCGCCUUUGGGGCCUGACUCUCGGUAUGACCUUAGACCUGCUCGCGCACAUGUCAACGCUCCCAGCAACAGGUUUGCGCACGCACCACUCCUUUACCCCCGAAGGUCUGCCCUCCUCUCAGCACACGGAGUCAGACGAGAUGGAAGCAGUCUUGUCGCAGACCGAAACUCUGCCCAAUCUCAAUCAGCUCCUUCGAGAUCCCAGACAAUCCGCUGCUACCAUUUGGAGCGUGUUGAGGGACGAGCUGCAUUUGACUCCUCCACCUCAAGCCUCUGCGCUCGCUCCUAGCAUGACCAGCGUCUUUCCCAGGUUCAGCUAUCCCGACGUCAACUUCUGGAUCUGGGUGUUUGGUUGGAGGUAUAGAGCAGUGGUCAGGGGCUGGGAGAGGGCGUUGAGUCAGGGAAGCGAGAGGAGGGUCAAUUGGAGCGGUACGGCUCUCGGGGCAUUUUACUCCGCGGUCCGUCGAGCUCUGGUGGUCGCCAUCUUACUGCGAGCACUAGGCUUCGCAUCCGUCGCGAGCUUGUUGGGCUGGCUGAGCGCCAGGCGCGUAUCAAGACGGCGGAGAGGUCUAGACGGAUUAGGACUAGACGAGUUUUGGGGCGCGGAUUGACGAGGGUGCGGUCGAGCGAGGCAGAAAGCAAAUAGAGUCACGAGCGAUUGUAGGGCGAAUCCUGGCACAAUGGACACGGGGCAGAUCAAGUUCCUGUUCUUGCCAAGCAUCUCAUUCAUUAAAGGCCAGCUUGAUCGACAGGGAGCUCGAUGCGCGCGUGUCAGAAAUUUGCAUCACAACCCAGGGAGCACGUUCGGUAUGGUGCACUGUCUGUCCGAAUGCGCUUCGGGCCAAGCUAGUCAAGGUGCCACGCUUCAGAGAAUCACUUUG
Messenger RNA from Ceraceosorus guamensis, 2347 nucleotides. RefSeq lists its product as hypothetical. Gene Ontology annotation, molecular function: coenzyme A diphosphatase activity. The record is from RefSeq and is a predicted model, not a curated record. NCBI's taxonomy places the organism in Eukaryota, Fungi, Basidiomycota, Exobasidiomycetes, Ceraceosorales, Ceraceosoraceae. The transcript is spliced from 4 exons. The coding region runs from base 182 to 2077 and encodes 631 amino acids.